AGCGAAAACUUCCAGAAUAUUUGAUAAAAAAUUUCGGCUUUUUGUACAUCAUGGACUGAUACAAAAAAACGCUUUACAUGUUUUAAACAUUAUGUAAGGUAAAACUUGGCUAUUUUGUAGAGUUAAUUGUAUAUGAACAAAACAGAUUAAGUUACUUUAUAGUACACUGAGACUAUAAAUAUUACUUAAUAAAUAUGGCAACAUCGCGAAAUUACAAAAAAAUCAAUGACAGCCGCAUCCGACGAAAUCAAGGAUAUAUUUUGUGAGCCCUGUGUUUGUGAUGGAAAACAGAUAGAAGCAGAAGGAUUCUGUGUGGACUGUUCAGAAUAUCUGUGUGGACAAUGUUAUAACCUUCACGGAAGAUUUAAAGCGUUCAAACACCAUGUGCUCCAGGAUAAGAAAAAUAUGCCUGUUGAUGUAGCAAGCACAGGUGUACUUGAUGUGUGCGUAGAAAAGUGUUCUAAACAUCCAACAAAGGUUACAGAAUACUUUUGUCGGUCAUGUGACACACUUGGAUGUAGUGCAUGCAUCACUACAAACCAUCGCCAAUGCCAACAUGUCGACCACGUACCGGACAUUGUUAUAGAUCUAGAAAACAACGAGGAAUUCAAAGAGUUUGCUGAAUACUUCGAUGAAAAACUUACGUUGCUAAAAGAAAGAAUAAAUAAAAUUAAUUCCAGAAAAACUGAAGCAGAGGAAAUGAGAAAGCAGGCAAAAGCAGAGCUAAAAAAGCAGCGUGAUAUGAUGAACAAAUUUUUCGACCAACUAGAAGAUAAAAUAAACAAGAAGAUAAUGGACAUUGACAAAAAUAACAAGGCUACAUUAAAAACAGCGUCAGACAGAUGUGUUAUCCUGAAUGAUGAACUAAACAAAAUGAAAACUGCCAUCGAGACAAACAGGAAAAAUGGACAAAAAUGUGAACUGUACAUGAAAAUGAAAAGAUCGAAACCGGAAAUUGAAAAGCUUGACGGUCAGCUUGAAAUGCUACAUGAAGACAGCAAAAUACAAAGAUAUAAACUAGUGCAAUCCGCACAGACAGAGGAAAUGAUGAAAAAUACAACUGAAAUAUGCAGAAUGUUAACUGCAAGACUUGUUUCAGAGACUGAUGUAAGCUCUUGCAAGACAAGGUAAAAC
This is a messenger RNA of Mercenaria mercenaria, 1134 nucleotides long. Its product is annotated as E3 ubiquitin-protein ligase TRIM33-like. The coding region runs from base 226 to 1131 and encodes 301 amino acids. Gene Ontology annotation, biological process: positive regulation of DNA-templated transcription. Gene Ontology annotation, cellular component: chromatin; nucleoplasm. The record is from RefSeq and is a predicted model, not a curated record. The transcript has a single exon. NCBI's taxonomy places the organism in Eukaryota, Metazoa, Mollusca, Bivalvia, Venerida, Veneridae. Gene Ontology annotation, molecular function: zinc ion binding; ubiquitin-protein transferase activity.